Messenger RNA from Cyclopterus lumpus (lumpfish), 1502 nucleotides. It is a transcript of the gene aadat, whose product is annotated as aminoadipate aminotransferase. The record is from RefSeq and is a predicted model, not a curated record. Gene Ontology annotation, molecular function: L-kynurenine:2-oxoglutarate transaminase activity; pyridoxal phosphate binding. Lineage: Eukaryota; Metazoa; Chordata; Actinopteri; Perciformes; Cyclopteridae. The transcript is spliced from 14 exons. Gene Ontology annotation, biological process: biosynthetic process. The coding region runs from base 151 to 1404 and encodes 417 amino acids.
UACACAGCUGAACGUGGUCGCGUUAAACUCGUCAUUUGUCGGGUUUACUAACGUUAACCCGCUCGUGUCACGAUAACACAGUUUAUUCUUCACGAAUCCGACGUCAGGGUGCUGCUCCUCGUCUUCAUUAAAAGUGGUGUUUAACGAAUCAUGAAUUACGCUCGGUUUCUCACCGCUGUGAGCGCAGCUAGAAAGCCCUCUCCUAUCCGGAUGCUGACCGAGCUGCAGCAGCGGUCUCCUCCGUCCCUGAUCUCUUUGGCCGGAGGAGCGCCCAAUCCCAACACCUUCCCCUUCCAGUCCGCAUCCAUCAAGCUGAAGAACGGGCCGACGCUCAACUUCGACAAGACCACGAUGAAGAGGGCGCUGCAGUACUCUGCCUCCAACGGAAUCCCCGAGCUGCUGACGUGGAUGAAGAGCCUGCAGGAGGACCUCCACAAGCCGCCGACCCAGACGGACAUGUGUGUGACCACGGGGAGCCAGGAAGGGCUCUGCAAGGUGUUUGAGAUGCUGGUCAACCCCGGAGACAACGUUCUGCUGGAUGCACCCACGUAUUCAGGCACACUGGCGGCGCUCCAGCCGCUCGGUUGCAACCUGAUCAAUGUUGCCAGCGAUCAGCACGGCAUGAUACCUGCAGCCCUGAAGGAGGUUUUGUCUCGGUGGGACCCCUCAGAGGUCCAAAAGCCCGGCAGCACCGCCCCCAAGAUCCUCUACACCAUCCCCAACGGAGGAAACCCCACCGGUGCCUCCAUGACCUCUCAGAGGAAGCAGGAAGUGUACAAGCUGGCCCGGCAGUACGACAUGCUCAUCAUCGAGGACGACCCCUACUACUUCCUGCAGUUUGACAAGCCGUGGGCUCCCACGUUUCUCUCCAUGGACGUUGAUGGGAGGAUCCUCAGGACAGACUCCUUCUCUAAGAUCCUGUCUUCAGGGCUGAGGAUCGGUUUCGUAACCGGUCCCAAACCGCUGGUGGACAGGGUGGUGCUGCACAUCCAGGCCUCCACGAUGCACACGAGCACCUUCACGCAGCUCAUGGUGUCUCAGUUGCUGCACAGCUGGGGCCAAGAGGGUUUCCUCCAGCACAUAGACGGGGUGAUUGAGUUUUACAGGAAACAACGCAAUGCCAUGAUCAGCUCUGCAGACAAGUGGCUCAAAGAUGUAGCAGAGUGGCACACCCCGUCGGCGGGCAUGUUCCUGUGGAUCAAACUAAAGGGCAUAGCCGAUACCCAACAGCUCAUUAUGCAGAAAGCCUUGGAGAAAGAGGUACUGCUGGUUCCUGGAGGCGUCUUCAUGAUCAACAGUAGCGACCCCUGUCCCUACGUCAGAGCAGCCUUUUCUCUCUCCACACCAGAGCAGAUUGAUGAGGCUUUCAGAAGACUCUCUUCUCUCAUCAAAGAGGCGAUGUGAUCAAAUAUCUAUUUUUCCCUAAAAGAUGCUGUAUUUUUUAACUAAUUGUUUAAAGCUUCUAUUUACAAAUGCAUUAAUAAAGUGUUCAUAUAUUUUGA